GUGAAACCUCUACCUGCAGCAGUGGAAAAUGGACCAGCAACAACAACCAGCUGUGGAGAGCUGACAGUAAACCAACUGCUAACUGCCCCAAAGGAAGUUUAUACAUCCCUAAAGAGGGAAGUUGGACUGUUCAUUAUUCACCAGUUUCUUUCACAGUCUCAAGAUGGGGCAACCAUUCUCCUCAAAACAGGUGGCCAGCCCUUAGAAUUGGUUAAAAGGACCAGGGCAAGGAAAACAACUGAUGAGGUAACAAGGAAAACUGCUAGACAAAGACCAAAGGUAGUAGGGGAGACCAGGAUAGCUUUGAGUAGUGGGGCAGCUGGUACCCAGUUGAAAGAUGAACUGCGAGCAAUGGGCAGACUGGAGAGGGAGGAACUUCUGAAGGAGGCCUUGGGAAAAUAAUUUAAAAUCACCAUUCCAAGAGGUGACAUCCUGGCAAUGAAAGCAGACCUUGGCAAAACAUGGUACAAAGUCAGAAAGCUUAGGAGAUGGUUUGAACAGGGAGGACUAUCCUCAGAGAGCGAAAUAAGCCAACGAAAGCAAGUUCAGUCCAUCACUGACCCUCAUGCCAACUUGGUUUGUGAAAUGGUUCCAUUUGAAUUAGAAAAACCAGGUUGCCAUCCAGAGAUCAGGGAAGCAGAGUUUGGAUAUGUUGCAGACCUGAACCAAUUCAUACAUCUUCAUCUGGUUGAAAAUGAAAAGAAUGGAAGGCUGGCAUGGAACAAUGCCAUCCCAGAAAAUGAGGUCCACCUAAAACUUGGAGGAGAUGCUGGAGGUGGGUCAUUUAAAAUGGCCUUCCAGAUUGCUAACCUGAGGCAUCCAAACUCAAAAACCAACACAGUGGUCUUUGCCAUGUUCCAUGCAAAAGAUAGUUGGGCCAACUUAAAGACAGCCUUAAUGAAAUAUAAAGAACAAGUAAACACCUUGAAAGAAACAACCUGGGGAGGUAAAAAGAAAGUGGUUUUCCUAUUUGGUGACUAUGAAUUCCUUUGCAAGACAUUUGGAAUAGCUGGUGCCUCAGGCAAGUAUCCAUGUCUUUGGUGCAAGAUAAAUCACGAAGUGAUGCAAGUCUCUUGCUAUAAACGUGAGCAUGCUGAAAAACGAAGCCUUGAAAACAUUCGAGAGGACUAUGACAAGUUUGUCGCAGAUGGCUCUGUUACAAGUCGACAGAAGUUUUAUCACAAUGUGACUCAUGAGAUAUUGAAUUCGACAAGGUAAGAUAAAAGAGUUCUAGAUAUUGAAUUUGACAAGGUAAGAUAAAAGAGUCUAUUUCUUUGCUUUUAAGAUGGACCAACACGACACCUAACUGAAUGGUUCUCUAUUUCGGGUUUGUGUUCCUGGACUUCAUAUUAGCUUGGGUGUGUUUAAGAAACUGUUUGAUGAACUAGAGAACCAGUGCUUUGAGCUGGACAAAACAAAUC
Messenger RNA from Stylophora pistillata, 1421 nucleotides. RefSeq lists its product as uncharacterized. Lineage: Eukaryota; Metazoa; Cnidaria; Anthozoa; Scleractinia; Pocilloporidae. The record is from RefSeq and is a predicted model, not a curated record.